Sinocyclocheilus anshuiensis is the source of this 1191-nucleotide messenger RNA. Its product is annotated as WD repeat-containing protein 90-like. The coding region runs from base 85 to 1191 and encodes 368 amino acids. Gene Ontology annotation, molecular function: protein binding. The record is from RefSeq and is a predicted model, not a curated record. The transcript has 8 exons. Lineage: Eukaryota; Metazoa; Chordata; Actinopteri; Cypriniformes; Cyprinidae.
CACAGAUGGGCGGGGCUAAAUGGAGCUGAGCUGUCCAAUGAGAGUCCUCGAAAGGCAUUGUUUCAGCCCUCCUCACCGCCUGUCAUGAAUUUUCUUUCCAGUGCUCUGAAGGACAGUGAAGGUUUCCUAUGCGAUUCUACUGCUGAGCUGCAGCUCAGUCCAACUGCAGGCCACACCCACUCCUCUCCUCCCAAACACGCCUCCUUCCUCAGAGUGACAGAGUGGGUGAAGGACGAGGACACACCCACACUCCCAGCUAACCAAUCAAGGACGGAGAAAAUACAAGACAAUCACACAGCAGUCCGUUCAGACUGUUAUAAACACUUCACUCCACGUUUUAAGACUUCUGUGUUAGACCAGACCACAGUAGCUCCGCCCUCAGGACAGGCGGGGCUAAGUCUCACGGCUGUGAUUGGCUAUAAUGGCAAUGGGCGUAACAAUAUGGUCUGGAAUCCAGACACAGGUUUAUUUGUGUACUCAUGUGGGUGUGUUGUCGUCGUGGAGGAUCUUCACACAGGCUCACAGAAACAGUGGUUCGGACACAACGAGGAGAUCUCAACGCUCGCCAUCACCCAUGAUGCACAGACGGUUGCUUCUGCAUCAGGGGGCGGAGCUUCUCACAGCAGCCUCAUCUGCAUAUGGAACGCUUCAGAUGGCUCCUGUAGAAACCGCCUCUCCUAUCACAAGGGAGCAGUGCAGAGCCUGACUUUUUCCAGGGAUGACAUGUACCUGCUCUCAGUGGGUGAUUUUUCGGAGCCGGUGGUGGCGCUGUGGAGCACACGAUCGUUUGAGCUGCUCUGUACCAUUCAGAUAUCCGUCCCGCUGCAUGAUGCCUCGUUCUGUCCAUUCACUGCCAAUGAGCUGACACUCGUCGGCAGCAGUGCUGUUGUGUUUACUCGAAUACAAACACAGGAUAACAGCACUGAACUUCAGGUGCAGAAAGUAAGCUUACCUGAUACGGUUGGUCAGGCGGAGGUGACAUCACUGUGCUAUAGCACUCGCCGGAUCCUGUACACGGGCACAAACAGCGGCCACGUGUGUGUGUGGGACUGUAACACACAGCGCUGCUUUGUGACCUGGCAAGCAGAUGGAGGAGAGAUAGCACUAGCGCCAUGGAUGCUGCCCAUUCCAGUGUUCUGUGCGAGCUUUGGAACCCAGCCCUCUACCGGUUCUCAAGGAUUCAUCGAGUGA